Molecule: messenger RNA, 2907 nt
Organism: Caenorhabditis bovis
Lineage: Eukaryota; Metazoa; Nematoda; Chromadorea; Rhabditida; Rhabditidae
Source: the annotation of a GenBank genome assembly
AUGAAAUUCGUUCUACUGUUGCCAUUGCUGUUCUCCUUCGCGUCGGCGGCCGACUCAUCGGCUCCGUCGUGUCCGCAGGUGCCGGAAAAAUGUGCAUGCAAAAUGAAUAAACACUUGGUAUCAGUGAGUUGCGAUGGCGUCUCGAUUGCUGAAAUCGCGCAGAAGCUCGGCACCAAGACCAUCGACGAGCUCAGCGUUGUUAACAACAAGGAUGUCAAGAUCGAUGCUUUUCCAUUUAAUGGGCUUCGAUCUCUGAGUAUCGUGAACUCGAGUCUUGAAACGAUUUCGCCGGGGGCAUGGAAACGAAUCGACAAGACGUUGGAGCAUCUCAAUUUGAAUGGGAAUCACCUCAAAUCGGUGCCAAUGUUUGGAGAACUCAAAUCGUUGCUUUCGUUGAAUAUGAAUUCCAACCAGAUUUCGACAGUUUCUGAAAAGUCGAUGUCCCAUUUGAGCUCAUUGACUCAGCUGAGACUUGAGGGCAAUGAAAUCUCCGAAAUUCCACCAAAAACUCUGGAUGCAAUGAAAUCAACGAUAAUGCUGAUCGAUUUGAGUCAUAAUCGAUUCGACAGUGUUCCAGCGCAGAUCAUCAGAAAUGCUGCAAAUUUGAUGUACCUUGAUCUCGCCAGCAAUAAUAUCAGCGAAAUCAACAAUUUCGAAUUGAUGAAUUUGCCGUAUUUGCGAGAGCUACGCUUACAGAACAACAUGUUGAGGAGAUUGCAUCCGAUGGCGUUUAUGAAUGUCCCGCAGUUGCAGUACCUGUACCUACAGGACAAUAUUAUAUCGAGUUUGGAUGGUAAUCGGCUGCAAGCGUUUAAGAAUUUGGAGAUUCUCGAUGUUAGCAAUAAUGCGCUUUACGCGCUGCCUUCACUGAAAGAUUUGCCGAAUUUGAAGCAAGUGCGUGUCGAUGGCAAUUUGAUCGCGAAAAUCGAAACGCUGGCGUUCUCGAACAACCCGAAACUGCAGCUGAUUAGUAUGCAAAACAACAACAUCGUGCAGAUUUCGCGCAACUCGUUCGAUUCGCUUGACCAGCUCAUCGUUCUUCUCAUCGGCAACAACUCGAUAGCGAAAAUCGAGCGCGGAAUGCUUGACGGAAUGCGAAAUCUGCAACAGUUGAGUUUUCGCAAUAAUUCGCUGACGUCGCUGGACGCUUCAUCGUUUCCGCAGCUUUUGCAUUUGACCACUCUUGAUUUGGGGCAUAAUCAGAUUAGCGAUAUUGCGGAGGGCACGUUUGAUCGAUUGACGAAGUUGUUCUGGUUGGAUUUGUCGCACAACAACAUCACCGGAUUCAGACCGCGCGUUUUUAGCAGGAAAAUCUCGAAUAUUCUGCUUGAUGGAAAUCAAUUGAUUUGCGACGAGAAAUUCAACGAUUUCCUGACAUAUCUUGUCGCGAACAAAGUGCGCACGUUUCUACCGUUCCAAGAAGAAAUCCGCUGCGUCGGGCCGGAAAAAUACGCGGGUGUGCGAUUGAAGGACUUGAUGAUGAAGAAGGCGAAUGAUACGAUAACGCAGGGAUCUCGAUUGAUUGGACUGUCGACGAAGCCCGAACAGAAUUCACUUAUCUCUUCGUUCUUACCAUCGCUGGGACCACUUGGAAACUUUAAUCAAGCUGGCGGAAAUAUUCCGCUGCUCAGCACAAUCACGCAGACGAUUCCCGCUCUGAGGAGUAUUCCAGGAUUUGACCCCGCCGUGGCGAACACGCGUGGGGCCGUGCCGCUGCCGCAAAAGAAGCUCAAUGACGCGAUUGAGCAAUUCACAGCACCACUUGUUCGAUUUGCUACUGGCGGACAGCCGGUGCCAAGCGAUAUUGAACAAAUGAUACGCUCGAUUCCGAAUUUGAUGGUGAAUGUUCCAGGAUUUGGAGAUGUCGAUUUGAGUAAGAUGGAUCCGGCGAUGAUCCAGUAUGUCCUCAAUGGCGGUCAGAUUCCGGGAAUUGAUAAGGCCACUCUUGAAUCGAUUGUAAAGCAGGCGAUGCAAAAAAUGCACGCAGCGGCUGCUGCGAAUCUUGCUGGCAAUCCGAUGGAGAAUCAGGACAAAAUUUUGCCGCCGUUGGAGCGACUACCAUCGGAUUUGGUGACGCAUGUGAUGUCUGGUGAGCCACUGCCGGGACUUGAUCAAGAUCAGACGAAGACGAUCAUGGAGUAUUACACCCAACAGAUGCCAACGAUUGAAGGGGUUCCAAUUGUGGACAAGAACGCGACGAACUCGACGCAAAAACCUUCGACAUUCAAUCCGGCGAUUUUUGAUCUUCUCAAAAUCUUGCCGCCCGGCUACAAUAUCAGCCGAAUUCCGAUGGAGGUGAUCACCGCGGUGACGCGCGGCGAGGUUCCCGACAUGCGAUUGCUGCCGCAGGAUCUACUCGAUCACUUUAGAAGUCACACCAGCUCGUUGACAUCGUUAUUUGCUGGUGCCAAAGAGAAGAAUAUCACAAUCGAAGAGAUUCUGGAGAAGCUUCCUGUAUUCGCGAGACCGGAGCUCUCGACAUUUGUGCCUUAUGACAUUAAUGAGCUGACCAGUGAAAUGAUACUGGAAAAGGAAGUGCAAGAGCGGCAUCGUAAAAUUCGAAUCAUCACGGCGAUUGCUUUGGCGUUUGUUGGAGCAGUCACCAUCGUUGUUCUCAUAUUCUUUGUAAAUUAUACGAAGAAGCAAAGAAGAGCGAGAAAAAGUCUAAUGUACCGUAACACUCCAAGUGGUGGUACAUCGAGUCCUGCUGGCCAACCGCCGCCUGUACACAACACGUCUGCGACAAUUGGGGGCAGUGCCUCGAUGGUACGACCGCCGAUGAUGUCAAUUCCGAAGACGCCGAUCAAUCGGACUCUUGAGAGCACGUUUGGACAACCACAAUUGUGUUCGACGCUGAUUGAGACGCCGAAAUCGGCCCGGUGUGCCGAACGAAGUCGUCGGCUGUGA